Molecule: messenger RNA, 1585 nt
Organism: Clarias gariepinus (North African catfish)
Lineage: Eukaryota; Metazoa; Chordata; Actinopteri; Siluriformes; Clariidae
Exons: 7
Coding region: 217-1158 (313 amino acids)
Molecular function (GO): catalytic activity
Source: RefSeq, a predicted model, not a curated record
GAAGAAGAAAAAGUAGCGCUUUUCCAGUUAAAAUCAACUUCAAAUUCGUGAUUUAAUAUUUAUUGUUCUGUCUAAAAUAAAAGUCUCACAGGUUUUUGAGUGCGUAAAUGUAUCUAGGGGUGUAAAUCUCUCACGGUUGUUUGCUUGCUAAAGUUAGUUACCGUAAUACAGACUGAAUGUUUUAAGUGAUUUAAUAAAUUAAAGGUGUCUCAAACGAUGUUCAUUAAUAAGUGUCCUCGUCCAUCGUUUCUGAUUAAUUGUUUCCUGCACGGAAAUGCCAUCAGUAAACAAACUGUGCGACAUGUGCGGUAUUUUGUGGACGCAGGAAAGCGGUUCAGGAGCUCCACGAGCACUUCUCAAGAGCACCGUACCCCAGGUCAGACCGUGGUCACUGAAAAGCGAGGUCCAGUGCUUACUGUGGGGAUUAAUAGGCCAGAGGCGCGUAAUGCUGUAAACCAGGAGACCGCCCAACGGCUAUUAGAAGAGUUCUUAGCCUUUGACCAGGAUGACACCUUGAAUGUAGCUGUGCUACAUGGAAUAGGAGGGAAUUUUUGUGCUGGUUAUGAUCUUAAACAACUUUCCCAGGAUGCGGAUGCCAUUGCACUGGAGCCAAAUGUUACCCAAGGUCCUGCUCCAAUGGGUCCCUCCCGCCUAAAGCUGUCAAAGCCACUGAUUGCAGCAGUGAGUGGUUAUGCUGUGGCAGGGGGGAUGGAAUUGUCCCUGAUAGCUGAUCUCAGGGUUGUGGAAACCAGUGCCAUUAUGGGGGUUUUCUGCCGCAGAUUUGGUGUGCCUCUGAUUGAUGGUGGGACGGUGCGGCUGCCACAAUUAAUUGGUUUGUCUCGAGCUCUGGACCUUAUUUUGACUGGAAGACCUGUAGGAUCUCAGGAGGCACUGGCAUUUGGACUAGCAAACAGAGUGGUGCCAGAUGGACAAGGCUUACAGGUAGCUGUGGAGCUUGCUGAGCAGAUAAGCUCCUUUCCCCAGCUCUGUCUUCGUGCUGACCGCAACUCUGCCUAUCAUGCGACUUUUGACUCCACCUCAUUCACACAGGCCAUGCAGUAUGAGACUGACAAUGGUCUGCCAGUAAUCAACGUUGAAGCUGUUCCUGGGGCAACCAGGUUUAGCUCUGGCAUUGGAAGAGGUGGAAAGUUCUUUUGAAAGACAUGAUGAAUGUGCUUUUACCCACAAAUAACCACAUACUAGUAAUUAUUUUGUGUAUGUAUCACUUAAGAGAAAGGGCAUAUGGUAUUUUGACAACGGUUAAAAAUGAACAAUAUAGUAUUUCUUUGGAGAGCCAACAUUUAUCAUCACUACAAAGAUAAUAGAAAAAAGAAUUGUUGAAAAAAAAAAUCCUAAAAACUAGAAAGUGAAGUUUAAAUUGGGAAGUCCAGGAUGUACUGUAUUUUGGUAGACCGUUCAUAUUAUAGUUAUUGCUGUGAUUUCAGUAUUAGUAAAUCACAUUACUGAAAAAGUUGAAAUUGUGUUGACAUUUUGCAUUGAUUUUUGUUGAUGUCCCAAUAUAUUUGCUAAGGAUUAUGUAGGAGGGGCAAUCUGUGGCACAUUAAAAUAAAUAAUUAUACAAAAA